Molecule: messenger RNA, 3621 nt
Organism: Verruconis gallopava
Lineage: Eukaryota; Fungi; Ascomycota; Dothideomycetes; Venturiales; Sympoventuriaceae
Exons: 3
Coding region: 276-2414 (712 amino acids)
Cellular component (GO): nucleus
Source: RefSeq, a predicted model, not a curated record
CACUUUCCUACAUCAUACUGAGCGCGCACUUUCACAUACUCCUCCAAACCCGCCUCUGUCCCCGUCCGGAUCUCAGUCGCUCUUGCCUGAUCAUACUGCUCUGCUCCUUCCCAACCGUCCUGCUGGCCAUCGCGCCUUUCAAAACCGUCCAGCCGACGGCAGCUCGCCUCCCGUUCGCCAGCAUUGAGUCAGCCGCGCCGCCCGAGGUCUCUGAUUCGCAGCCAACACCGACCUCGCUAUUCAUUCCGCCCACUCGCCAACCGUCUGCACGCUUGAUGUCCGCAUCGCCUCCACCUUCUCUGGUCUACUCUCCUUCUGUGUGCGACGACAGAAGCCGAGAGGCGUCGACAGCCCAGAGCACUCCGUUGAAUACGCCCACCGUCGCAGAAGCUCCCUGGCCUGCCUCCGCCUCUAGGAAGGAGAAAGAACUUUACUUUUCCUGGCACAAGAAGCAAGAUACCACUUGCUCAACCACCACCACCUCCUCCUCCUCCUCGCCCGUCGCCAACGCCGCUUCCACCGCCGCCCGCAGCUGCAAUCCUGUUCUUGGUGCCGACUGGCACUUUGCGCCUGACCCGUCCGAGCCUCUCUUCGAGGACGAGGGCGACACCGCCUUCCCUCUCUUCUCUGAUUCGCCGCCCCCCACCUUCGAGAAGCGCACCAUGGCCAGCUCGGCGUCGCCCGUCGACAUCGCCCUGCCGCCGCGCAUCACCAACUCGCAGUCUCCUCGCAACCAGACGUCGAACCUCACGUCCGCGCUGCAGGAGGCCGGCGCCACGGCACAGUCCGUCGCCGAAGCCGUCGGAAACACCGCCGCCACCGCAACCACGAACCAGUACAUGGGCAUGCCCGAUCCCGGUCGUCUGAGCGUGAGCGGCAGACACGACUCCAUCAGCAACAUGUUUGGCUCGUCCUACUACGGCUCGGGCGCCCGACCCAUCUCCGUCAAGGAUCGUCAGCGUAGAGAGAGUAACACGGGCGGUAGCUUCAUGGGCAACGGCAUGAGCUGGGGCGGAAUCUCUGUCGGCAGCUUACGAGACGACAUCAUGAUGACGGGCACUUCGCCCAUGCCCUUUGGCCGAUCGCCAUCUUUACACUCCUCCUCGUACCUUCCCAAGAUGGAAGCGCAGUUUCUUUCCGGCUACCAGUGCUGCGGCAAAAACCUCGAUUCGCUACACGAAUUGCUGCAGCAUUUUGAGGAGAACCACGCACAGCAGUCCAGCCAGAUCGCGCACCGGUCCUCGGUAUCAAGCCAGGCAGGCUUUGGUGCGAACAGGCGCCCCUCAAACGGAACCGGUGGCAGCGGGCCUUCCUCGCAAAAUGUCGCGGCGCAAGACCAACGCGCCAUGAACCAGAGAACGAACAGCUUUGCGAACCAAAGGGAUGGUUUCAGCCGAACUCAGCUUUCUACCGUCCAAGAUAUGGACACCCUCGAGGACAUGGAGAUGGACGACGGUACGACUCCGGCGACAUCUGUACCGCAGAUGACAUCGUCGAUCAAUCAAAGCACGCCGACCGUUACCCCUCUCAACACAUCCAUCACGCCUUCGGUGCCUGCGCAACAAGCUUUCAGAACGUCCACACCCUCGACGCCAAAUGCGACACAAGCUUUCCAGCUCUACAGCAAUCCCACCGUGUCCUCAGUCAACACCCCCGCUCUGAGCACCCAGUCUUUCCAGCAAUCACAAAAGUCGCCUCACACCUCCAUACCCGGGACGCCCGCCGAGAUGAACACUGAUUUCAACUCCGACUACAUGAACGCGCUUGGCAUGAACAUGGAAGGCAUGCCAAUGCAGGCGAGUCAGAUGGGCAUGCAAGAUGACUUCGACUUCGGCCCAAUCGGUUUUGGUCUGACGAAUAACAUGAGCGGCAUGACAAUCGACGAGCCCGCCAAACGCUUGUUCAGCAAAGCAGGUGGGGGCAUGAACGCGCAGCAGCUAGCUUACGCGAUCAAGAACGGCCAGAUACCCAUGGAUGCUGAAUUGCAAAAGAAGCUACGAGAACAACAGCUGGUUGGUGGAUUAGGCGGCCCUGUGAUUGGUUUGACUGUGUUUCCUGACCAAGAGAACAAGCCAUUCAAAUGCCCCGUUAUUGGCUGUGAAAAAGCGUACAAGAACCAGAACGGCCUCAAGUAUCACAAGCAGCACGGCCACAACAACCAGAAGUUGCAAGAGAAUGCGGACGGCACGUUUUCGAUCGUCGAUCCAAUCACGUCUAUCCCGUAUCCAGGAACAGUCGGCAUGGAAAAGGAGAAGCCAUAUCAAUGUCCCGUGUGCGGUAAGCGGUACAAGAAUCUCAACGGCCUUAAGUAUCACAAGCAGCACUCGCCCAUGUGCAAUCCGGAUCUAAAGUUACCGGGCAAUCCUCUGGCCGGUCUCAAUCCGAACGCAAACGUCGCCGGCAAUCUCUUUUAGUUUUGGCGGUGACAGGUCUUUGCCUUUUCCCUGCUGAAACCGAUGCCCGAAGAUCGACACGCACACACGGAGACGGACACAUAUCCCUACUAUUUUUUUUAUUUGGCUCGCUUCGACACUUUCCUUGCAUGAAUGAUACCAUACACUGCGUUGCGCGAAAUACGAAUAACGGAAACGACGACGAGGUCUCCGCUUUUCUUUGGAAGAAAAAAAAUUCUCUAUAGAGCUGCGAUGGUGCUCCUCGGACCAUAGACUGCAUGGAAUCACAGAAACUGCCGGCGUUACUGGGAGAAGCAUACCCAAACCCUCCUCCGUGUUGGAUAAACCACACACACGCAUACACACUCCUACACCGAUCUCCUCUCGCGUCUCCUCCCUUUAACGCUGGCGUUCAAGGGAUAUCUUUCUAUGGUAUCAACUACCUGCCUCAAGGGUUGCGGCUGGCGCCACGUGAAUCUUGUGCAACGUUGUCCUUACACGUUGCAAAGGUUCUCUAUAACUACGCUGAACGGCUUCACUCCGUUGCCCGCCACAAAGCCUUUGUAUAGCCUUUGCAAGACCGUACAGAAAGUAUCUUUAUUUUUCUUUCCUCUUUAGAUCAUGUGGAGGAUUGCGGUGGGAAGGACGGAUGGAGGGAGGGCGUAAUUGAUGACGGAUUUAGCCCAUUGGCAUAUAGACUUUCUUGGAUUUUCUUUCCUUUUUUGGUGUAUCUUCUCCUGCUUUGUUUUGGCCCUUGACUUUCCUCUUUCUUUUGUGCUGGAAGUUACUGGGGCGACACAUCAAAAGUUAGCUGCAUCUAUUUGCUGGUUCUCUGUUUGGGUCUGGGAAGGUUCUUUUAUUUCGUGUUCUCUGCGUGUGGUUACACAGCGACUUGGGGAAAGUGAGAGACUACAUUUUACAGCCCGAGGAUCACGUUCAUGUUACGACGACGACGCGCACAUCUGAUGACGGCAAGUGGACUGACUGGCUGGGGAAAUCAUUCCCUCCAGGUCGACGUUGGUGGUGGUUUGCGUUUUUGUUUUUCCGCCGUUCGCUUUCAGACAGUACGGGCUCUCGUCUUCCAGCGCCCCGAAAAGUCAAGGAAGCGUCUUUGUACCAGGUAUUUGAAGUGUGAAAAUUAACUUGCUAUCUAUCUCGCACGCUCUCCAGAACAAGAAGAACAAAGUCGCAACGUAGACGAUGGAUCAUCGCAGUGCCUGGCGGACGG